AUGGAACAAUCAUUAGAAGGGGAUGUUCCUUCAUUAAAUGGUAAAAAUGAAAAACAAGAAAUAAUUGAAGAAAUUAAAGAAAAAGAGAAAAAUGAAGACAAAAAAGACAAUGAAGACAAACAAUCAAACACUCAUGAUCCAGUAGAAAACGAAGAACAAGAAAAAAAUGAAAAAAAACAAGAAAAAACUAAUGAAAAAAAAGUACAAGAAACAGAAAAAAAUCAAGAUAAUGAAAUAGAAAAAGAAGAUGAUGAUGAAGAUGAUGAAGAUGAUGAGGAGGAUGAGGAGGAUGAGGAAGAUGAGGAAGAUGAGGAAGAUGAUGACCAGGAAGAAGAAGACGAAGAUGAAAUAGAAGACUAUGUUUCUGAAAAGAGACCUAAAAAGCGGAGAAAAGAAAGACGUAACCAGUUCCUUGAUGUUGAAGCUGAAGUAGAAGAGGAUGAGGAAGAAGAAGAGGAUGAUGAUGAUCUUGGAAGAGAAGGUUUUAUUGCAGAGGAGAUGGAGGAAUUAGAUUCAGACCAUAUUUUACAGCAGGAUGAUCGAAAACAUAGGGACCUUGAUAGACAACUUCAAAAAAUUGAAGAUGCAGAUGCAGAGCGUCUUGCCGAAGAAUAUCGAGAAAAAUAUGGACGUUUAUCUUCAAGGUUUUAUCGUGGAGAUACAGAAGUUGUCCCACAAAGAUUACUUUUGCCAUCUGUUAAUGAUCCAAAUUUGUGGGCUGUAAGAUGUAAACCUGGUAGAGAAAAAGACGUCAUUUAUAAAUUGAUGCGCAAAACAAUUGAUCUUCAACACUCAGAAACUCCGGUAGAAAUUAUAUCUGUAUUUCAGAGAGACGGAAUAGAAGGAUAUAUUUAUGUGGAAGCAAAAAAGCAAGCACAUAUUAUUCAUGCGUGUAAAGACAUCGUUAGUAUCUAUACAAGUCGUAUUAUUCUUGUUCCUGUUAAAGAAAUGCCUGAUUUACUUAAAAUUAAAAAGGAAACUUUAAAAUUAAUUCCAGGAGCCUACGUGCGUAUUAAGCGUGGAAAAUAUACAGGUGAUCUUGCGCAAAUAGAUAACAUAUCAGAAAAUGGAAUGUCUGCAAGAGUAAAAAUUAUACCAAGGUUGGACUAUUCUACUAAAGAUAAAGGAUCUACUUUUGUUGGGCUUGAUACUAAAAAGAGAUACCAUAAUGGAUUUUCUACAGUGUCUAGACCACCACAAUGUUUUUUUAGUGAAAAAGAAGCAGCAAAAUCAUCUGGAAAUAAAAGUCUUACAAAACGUGGAGCAAAAAGUUAUAUAUUUAAUAAUGAUGAAUAUGAAAAUGGUUAUUUAAUGAAAGAUAUAAAAUUAACGGGACUAGUAAUAGAGGGAGUUAAUCCAACAUUAGAAGAAAUAACAAAAUUUAAUUCUGGGCUUGAAGAUAACCAUAAUUUUGAUUUAACAUCUCUUGCACAAAGUAUAAAAACAUCUAAUGUAACGUCAGUAUUUCAACCAGGGGAUCAUGUUGAAGUUUUAGAAGGAGAGCAGGCUGGUGUUCAUGGAAUUGUAGAAGCUAUAAAUAAUGAAAUUAUUACAUUUUAUUCAGAGCAUGAAGGUUUAAAAGGUGAAAGAAUCGAAAUUUCCUCAAAGGGUCUUAAAAAGAGAUUCAAACAAGGUGACAAUAUAAAAGUAGUCAAUGGAAAAUACAAGGGAGAUACAGGCAUGGUUAUAUGCGUAAAAGACGAUCAGGUCGUUCUUUUAAGUGAUUUUUCCAUGACAGAGAUAACUGUAUUUUCUAAAGAUAUUUCAGAGGCAACGCAGUCAACAGGAACUAAUGUUGCUUCUAAUGAAUAUAAUCUUCAUGAUUUAGUACAACUAGAUGCUAAUACAGUAGCUUGUAUCAUAAAAAUGGAAGGAAAUUUAUUUCGGGUUUUAGAUCAAAAUGGUCUUUCUAGAACAAUUCUUCCAAGUCAAAUAUCAAUGAAACAUCAAUCAAAAAAUUCGGUUUCAACAGAUAAAAACGGACUAGAAAUUCAUGUAGGCGAUACUGUAAGAGACAUCGAUGAUAGAAAUAAACCGUGGACUGUUAUACACAUUAUUCAUCAAUAUGCUUUUUUAUAUGAUCGAGAAGUUAAUGAAAAUAAUGGUGUUUUCGUUACAAAAACAAAAAAUCUUGCUACUAUUACAGCAAAAGGAGGCCGUAUUACUUCUAGUGGUCCAGAUUUAAAUAGAAUGAAUCCUGCAUUACAACGACCGACAAUAAGUUCAAUACACUCUAUUCCUCGCUUUUCAGGUAGAGAUAAAGCUAUAGGAGAAACUGUACAUAUAUGCUUGGGCCCAUAUAAAGGUUUAGUUGGUAUUGUAAAAGAUACUACAGAAACAUCUGCUCGCGUAGAGCUACAUUCAACUCAAAAAACAAUAACAAUAGAUAAAAAUAAACUCGGGUUUAAGAAUCGUUAUACAGGGAAAAUGAUGUCAUAUUUUGAAUUUAUUACAUCUAAAGGUGGACGUAACAAUAAAUUUGAUACUCAAAACAGUAGUUUGGCAUAUAAUCAAUCUAGAUCUAAUAUUCCUGUAUGGGCACAAUCUUCUAAAAAUAAAAUUGCACCAUGGGUUAAUUCAGGUUCAGCAACUCCCUCGUGGGCUAAUACUGGUAUGCAAACACCUGCAUGGUCAAAUUCAGGUUCCAAAACGCCAAUAUGGUCAACUACAUCUUCUCAAACGCCUGCAUAUAAUAGAGCAAGAACACCUGCGUAUAGCGGAUCAAAAACUCCUGCGUAUAGCGGAUCAAAAACACCUGCAGCUUCUGGAUCAGCAACACCUGGUUAUGAAUCAUCGGUAUGGAAUACUGGAAGUAAAACACCAGGUUAUAGUUCAAUGACACCAGCGUAUAUUGGUUCCAAUAUUCGUUGGACAGAAGAAGACGCACGUCGUCUUGGUUUUACAGGUUUAACCGCACCAUGGGAAAAUGUAAGUCAUAUAAAUACACCAGGCUUUAGUGUUAAUACGUCUGAAAAAAAACAUGAGGAUAUAUCAGAAAUACCAUCAUAUAUAUCAAAAGAAUGGUCAGCAUCUAAUUUUAAUGAAAAUACCACUUUUAAAGAUUCAUCUAAACCUAAGUCUCAAAUACGUGAUACAACUACAGAAACAAAUGAAGAUUAUGAGCCUGCUAGUCCAGCAUAUGCCCCUCCAAGUCCAUAA
Molecule: messenger RNA, 3159 nt
Organism: Pneumocystis jirovecii RU7
Lineage: Eukaryota; Fungi; Ascomycota; Pneumocystomycetes; Pneumocystales; Pneumocystaceae
Exons: 10
Coding region: 1-3159 (1052 amino acids)
Biological process (GO): regulation of DNA-templated transcription elongation; transcription elongation by RNA polymerase II; translation
Cellular component (GO): DSIF complex; ribosome
Molecular function (GO): structural constituent of ribosome; protein binding; mRNA binding
Source: RefSeq, a predicted model, not a curated record